Strongylus vulgaris is the source of this 381-nucleotide messenger RNA. Lineage: Eukaryota; Metazoa; Nematoda; Chromadorea; Rhabditida; Strongylidae. The record is from the annotation of a GenBank genome assembly.
AUGAUGCUAGAGCGACAUUUGAGUGGUAUGCUGAAUUGUGUCGUCAACUACCUGGAGAAAGCUUAUGGAGAUAUAGUUUAUAACUUUCGUUAUAUGAGGGACAAGGAGCGGUUGAGUCUCUUUCCAGAUCCUUCAAGACACGCUAUCCACUUCUCGUCUUUUGCUGCAGAGGGAAAUCAGUACGUACCUUUUCUCAAAAAACAGCUGCUUGCCCGUGGAGUGACUUUUGUAAAGAGGAAGAUCAAUAACGUUGAGGAGCUCGCUGACGAGGGUUAUGCUGUUGUUGUGAAUUGCGCGGGAUUGAAUGCUGGUGAACUGGCUGGGGACGACAAUUCAGUGUAUCCUAUUCGUGGUGUUGUCUUUCAGGUGAUUUCCACAUGA